AUGGAGCUAACUGGAGCAGGAAAUGCCAAAAUCCUAAAUGCAGAUACUGGCAAUGAUAUGCUGACGGAGACCAAUAUGACUUCAUUUCAGUUUACGAUCGCAUUGAUGGUAUUCCUGAUUGCAUAUGCUCUGUUUGAAGUGCCAUCAAACUAUUUUCUGAAGAAGCUUCGGCCUAGUCGCUGGAUUGCAUUUCUCAUGCUCUCAUGGGGAGCAACAACUAUGGGUCUUGGAGGCGCCCAUAACUAUGCCCAAGUCACAGGACUACGCUUCCUACUUGGAGUGAUGGAAGCAGGUCUUUUCCCAGGUUUCGUCUACUACCUUACAUUCUGGUACCGCAACUCCGAGAGAUCCAUGCGAGUUGCCUUGAUUCUCGCCUCGGCUACUUUAGCUGGCGCAUUCGGCGGUGCAAUUGCCUUUGGAGUGGGUCAUAUGAAUGGUGCCCAUGGUCUCUCCGCAUGGCGAUGGCUAUUCAUCAUCGAAGGCGCGCCAUCGUGUGCCUCUGCCGUUCUGGUCUGGUUUCUCCUGCCAGAUUAUCCCGAGACCGCACAGUGGCUUACUACCGAGGAGAAAGAGCUUGCCGCCCAGCGACUGGCCUUGGAAGGUUCCAAGGGCUCUGCGAAUGCCAUGUCCUGGGAAGAUGCUAAAAACACACUGACGGACUGGAGAUUGUAUGCUCACUAUGCGGUCUAUUUUGGCAUUUCGACGCCUUUUUCAAGUCUUUCCCUAUUCACGCCAGCUAUCACUUCAGGCUUGGGAUACUCCAAUCUUCGUGCCCAAUUGAUGACCGUGCCUCCAUACGCAGUUGCAUAUGUCGUGACUGUGGCUGUUGCGUGGUCUGCAGACCAUUUUAAUAGCCGAGGUCUUCACUCAGCAGUCUUUUCUUUUAUUGGCGCCAUUGGCUUUCUGGCUUCUGCCGUGCUUCCUGCGAGUGCCUAUCUGAGUCGUUAUGGAUGCCUCAUCGUUGCAGCCAGUGGUUCCUUUGCUUGCAUUCCCCCACUGCUAGGCUGGCUCUCCUCGAACAUCCAUUCAACAGCAGGUGCAGGCCUUGCCAUCGCGCUGAAUGUCUCAUUUGGGGCGCCUGGUCAAAUUGUUGGUGUUUGGAUUUACAAGAGCAACGAGGCUAAGAUUGGGUAUCCCACGGGCCAUUGGACGAAUGCGGCGUUGCUAUUCUUUGUCACCGCUGGCUGUGUUCUCCUACGACUAUACUAUAGAUGGAGAAAUCUUCGCGGGGAGGGGGCUAGAGAUGGAAAGGCGUUUGCCUACUAG
Molecule: messenger RNA, 1266 nt
Organism: Penicillium salamii
Lineage: Eukaryota; Fungi; Ascomycota; Eurotiomycetes; Eurotiales; Aspergillaceae
Source: the annotation of a GenBank genome assembly